This is a messenger RNA of Solanum pennellii, 741 nucleotides long. RefSeq lists its product as uncharacterized. The record is from RefSeq and is a predicted model, not a curated record. The transcript has 3 exons. NCBI's taxonomy places the organism in Eukaryota, Viridiplantae, Streptophyta, Magnoliopsida, Solanales, Solanaceae. The coding region runs from base 1 to 741 and encodes 246 amino acids.
AUGGUUAAGGACGUAAGGAGUAAGAUGAGUUUGUUUGUUGCUGAAUUUGGUCGUUCUUCAAGCAAAGAGUGCCGGGCAGCAAUGCUUAUUAGGGACAGGGACAUUUCGAGGUUGAUAUCUAUGUGGAUCAGGAAUCAGAAGGGUCCUGCUCUAUCAUCUUCUAGUGUACCUGCACCUACAAACAAGGGUGAGUACUAUAGUCAGAAUUCCAGAGUUAAACCUACAAAUUCAUCGGGUAGUGUGGCUCAAGGUGGUAGUAAGUCUCCUGCCUACGCCAAGUGUGGUAGAAAUCACAUUGGUGUUUGUCAUGAGGGAGAUGGUAGUGGGGGCAAUAUAGCCCAGUCUUCAUUAGUUGCUCCACCGGAUAGGGCUGCACCUAGGGGAGCUACUUCCAGUACUGGCGGGGCAACAAACCACUUAUAUGCUCUCAACAAUUGCCAAGAGCAUGAGAAUUCUCCAGAUGUUGUCACUGGUAUGAUUCAAGUCUUUGACAUUACUGUUUAUGUGUUGCUAGACCCAGGAUCGAGUUUAUCUUUUGUAACUCCAUAUAUUUCCAUGAACUUCAAUAUUAUUCUUGAGCAACUUAGUAAACCAUUCAAUGUUUCUACACCUGUUGGUGAGUCCAUUCUAGAAGAGAGAGAGUCUAUCAUGAUAUCCCAUUCCAUCAUUCACAAGAGUACCGUGGUUGAUUUAAUUGAGUUAGAUAUCGUAGAUUUUGAUGUUACUCUUGGUAUGGACUAA